Podospora pseudocomata is the source of this 2550-nucleotide messenger RNA. RefSeq lists its product as uncharacterized. The record is from RefSeq and is a predicted model, not a curated record. Gene Ontology annotation, cellular component: cytosol. Gene Ontology annotation, molecular function: FMN binding; heme binding; iron ion binding. The transcript is spliced from 6 exons. The coding region runs from base 1 to 2550 and encodes 849 amino acids. Lineage: Eukaryota; Fungi; Ascomycota; Sordariomycetes; Sordariales; Podosporaceae.
AUGGACACACGAUUCAACUCCUUGUCUCGAGAUGCGGAUGAGCCGCACAAGCUCGUCAAUGCCUUGAACGGCAUAUUUUCCGAAGUCACAGUGCGGGCUGCCAGACCAGCGUGGUUUACCAAGCUGCAGUGGUCUGCGAAUCGCAAGUUCGACGAGAAUAACGCUUUUCUCCGCAAACUCGCCCACGAGGUGAUCAGUCACCGCAGAGCAAACCCAUCCCAGAAGAAGGAUUUGUUGAAUGCCCUGGUGAACGGCAAAGACCCGGCCACAGGUAAUUCCUUGACAGAUGAUUGCAUCAUAAACAACAUGAUGGCGUUUCUGAUUGCUGGAUCAGAGACAACUGGCAAUUUGCUUGCGUUUCUGCUUUACUACCUCCUGGCAAACCCAAAGGCAUACGCAACGCUACGAGAGGAGAUCGAUAGGGUGGUGGGGAGUGACCCUUUGGCCCCCGAGCAUCUGAACAAGUUGCCGUACACCAAGGCUUGCCUGAGAGAAGCACUUCGGCUGCAACCUACGGUUCCCGUUCUAGCUGUCAAGCCAGUGGAUGUAGAUGGCCCGAUCGUACUGGGACACAAGUGGGAGCUCGACGGACCGCAGACCAUUCUUAUUUUGCUUCACCAUCUUCAUCGAGAUCCUUCUGUUUGGGGUGAGAAUGCCAAAGACUUUAACCCUGAAAGAAUGUUGGACAAGAACUUUGCGAAAUUACCGCCCAACGCAUGGAAGCCAUUCGGAAAUGGGCAACGAUCCUGUAUUGGGAAUGAAUUCGCCUUCCAAGAAGCCACUAUUGCCGUUGCACUUCUCUUUCAGAAAUUCGACUUCUCAUUCGCGGACCCGGAUUACAAACUCACCAUCAAACAAGCGGCAAGUAUCAAGCCAGCAAACCUCUUUGUACACGCCAAACUAAGACCUGGAGUCGAUGCAUUGUCGACUAACCAGGGCGUUGUGCACGAGGACACCAUCGGGAAACCCGCUCCAGCCACAGAGAACGUAUUUUCAGGCGUCAAUGACCUAAAACCGAUCAUUGUCUACUACGGUUCCAACAUGGGAACAUCAAUGGAGCUUGCCAAUAACCUGGCAAAGUCAGCUAUUCAGCGAGGUUUCCAGUGCACAGCAGCGGCUCUUGAUGAAGCCACCGGGAGUCUCAGGCCGGGAGUUUUGUCUGUAUUCAUCAGUUCGUCUUAUGACGGACAGCCCACAAACAACGGGGCCAAGUUCAUUGACUGGAUCUCAGCAUUGAGUCCAAACUCCCUGACGGGGGUUGAAUUUGUGGUUUUUGGGUGUGGCAACCGGGAAUGGAGGGACACCUUUCAGCGUAUCCCAAAUCUUAUCUUUGCUCUCUUGGAGAAACACGGUGCGAUAUCCAUCGCGGCAAAGGGAAGUGCAGAUGCUGCCGAGGGCGAUGUGCUCGCCCAGUUUGUGACGUGGCAGGCCAGUGACUUUUGGCCGUGUGUUGCGAGCCUUCACGGCGUCGCUCCUGGAACCACAGAUGAAGCAUUGCGUGUUGCGGUUGUGCAUCGCAAACCUACUUUUCAGUCUAUUCAGACGGGUGUUAGCGCCAUUGUGAAGAAGGUCUAUCGGCUUACUGAUGAUCGAGUUCGACCGAAAUACCAUCUUGAACUUGAGCUUCCGGAGGGGCACAACUACGAGGUCGGCGGCUAUCUCGAGAUACUGCCGUGCAACCCCCUGGAGCUUGUCAAACGAGCGCUCAGAGCCUUGGGGCUCAAAGAGGACGAUGUACUUGAAUUACACAGCUCGGCUUCAACCCCGCUACCUACUGGUGUGCCACUCCUGGCAAAAGACCUCCUUUCUCACCAUUUGGAUCUGAACCAGCCAGCUACUGUCAAGCAACUGGAGCUUCUCAGGGAUCACUGCGAAGUGGCAGAGGACAAGCAGGCCCUGAACUCGAUCCUCGAAGAAGGCAACAGAACCAAUGUCUUGACUCGUCGUCCGUCUGUCCUUCAGAUUCUAGAGGCUGUCAAGAUUGGCAACCUUCCCAUGUCCGCCCUAAUAGGCCUCCUCCCACCACUCAAACCCAGACCUUACUCUAUUUCAUCCUCGCCAUUAUCAUCACCGUCAAGAUGUACUUUGACUUGGUCCGUCUUGCAGCACCCAGGUCUAUCCCAUCCUCGGUUUAAUCAAAUCACCACUUACGGCCUCGCUUCCAACUUCCUGUCUGCGCUCAAAGACGGAGAUGCGUUGUCUGUUACAGUGAAACCCAGUCAUGCCGCAUUUCGGCCCUGGGCUUUGGCUGCGAGAGUCGACAUUUUCUACGCUUUCUCCCAAGACACAGAGAAUACAGAGAGUGCAGGGUGCAAGUAUGCUCAGGAUAGACUUUGGCUGGAGCGAGUUCGGGUGAUGGACCUGUGGGAACAGGGAGCAAGAAUGUAUGUUUGUGGCAGCAGGCUUGUGAACGAGGGUGUGAAGGACGUACUCAAAAGGAUGUAUGUUGAGGGUGUGCAGAAGCAAAACGGCCAAGAUCUUACGGAGGCGCAGGUUGAAGAGUGGUGGGCGAGUACAAGAAGGGACAGGUACGCGGUUGAUGUAUUCUAG